This is a messenger RNA of Daldinia caldariorum, 909 nucleotides long. RefSeq lists its product as uncharacterized. The transcript has a single exon. Bases 313 to 858 code for a protein of 181 amino acids. Lineage: Eukaryota; Fungi; Ascomycota; Sordariomycetes; Xylariales; Hypoxylaceae. The record is from RefSeq and is a predicted model, not a curated record.
GUUAGGUUAGGUAGUGGUAGGUACCUGCGAAAUUCUCUAAGAGCCUAGAGUACCUAAUCCUUAGCAACGGCUUUGGCAAGUACGAGGCAACCAGCAGCUUCCUUCCUUCUCUGUAUGCAACAUCUGCUUUUUAUUAAAAAAUAAAAAUAAAAAUAAAAAUCUCACUCGCCGUCUGUUCCACCUAACAUUUACAACAUACAACAUCUCUUUCGAUAGCCUUGUCGCCUCUGCCAACACCAACCGGAGCAUCCAAAAUAGAUAUCACAAACACAACUAAGCUACGAUACCGGCAAUAGCUCCCAAACAACAACAAUGCCACCUUCGCACAUCUACAACUCUUUCACUCCUGGCGUUCCGGACAACACUCCCCAGCGUUACCUUCGCUCCAGUUCCGUAGACAGGUACAUCAACGGCCCCGCUGGCCGACCGCGAAAAUCCGCACGAACCAGUACUGUUGUCCACCUGGAACCUGUUGAAGAGGGGGAUGACUCCUCCCACGAUGUCGACGAAUAUAAGGACCAUCAAUAUUUGGAAUCAUCUCCCUGUCGCAAUAUCCAACGCAGGUCUACGAGAACCCGCAACAUGACCAGAGAAGCCGAUGCCAGCAAGCACUCUGCUCGUCAUAUGCCCAAGCACGACCAAGAAACUCCAACCACACCUAAAACCCCGCCUAUACUAGCAAGCACCGCUACGCCUGCUCGUAAGGCUACCGGCAAACUGGCGGUUGUUAUUGAAACUGCGCCCAAGGCUGAGAAGAAGAUAACCGAGAAGAAGCCGUCCCAGGGCAGUCGACGAUCUAGCCGUGUUGCGGCUACCGUCGCUGCUUCCCGCAUCACGGAGACGAGUGUAAGUACCUAAUUACGCAUCCUGGUCAAUCAGUAAUAAUGUAUUAAUACGCAUACGUCAUAG